ACCUCUCCGCCAUCCGGUGGGGUGUUGUUGCAAUGGUGGCGUCGGUGGGACAUUGAAUGACUUUGGCUCCAUCGCGAAAAAGAAACAGAUUUAACAGUUUAACACAGCAACCGCGAGCAUGGAGGCUCUCAUUCCGGUGAUAAACAAGCUCCAGGACGUGUUCAACACUGUGGGUGCGGAUGUUAUACAGCUGCCGCAGAUUGCGGUAGUGGGGACUCAGAGUAGUGGGAAGAGCUCUGUGCUGGAGAGCCUGGUUGGCAGAGACCUGCUUCCUCGCGGGACUGGUGUUGUAACCAGGCGACCUCUCAUCCUCCAGCUGGUCCACGUGGAACCUGGAGACGCCAGGAAAAAUGAUGACGGUGGCAGAGAAGGUGAAGAGUGGGGCAAGUUUCUACACACCAAAAAUAAGAUCUACACAGAUUUUGAUGAAAUCAGGCAAGAAAUUGAAAGUGAAACGGAGCGAGUGUCUGGGAAUAAUAAGGGAAUCAGCGAUGAACCCAUUCAUCUCAAGAUAUUUUCCCCUCACGUUGUCAACCUCACACUGGUGGAUCUGCCAGGAAUCACCAAGGUGCCCGUGGGUGAUCAGCCUAAGGACAUCGAGGUUCAGAUAAGAGAUCUAAUCCUGAAGCACAUCUCCAACCCCAACUGCAUUAUCCUGGCUGUCACGGCGGCUAACACAGACAUGGCCACCUCGGAGGCUCUCAAGGUGGCCCGGGAGGUCGACCCUGACGGCAGGAGGACACUGGCUGUCGUCACCAAGCUGGACCUGAUGGACGCUGGGACCGAUGCCAUGGACGUGCUCAUGGGCAGGGUCAUCCCCGUCAAACUGGGCCUCAUCGGAGUAGUCAACAGGAGCCAGCUGGACAUCAACAACAAGAAGUCGGUGGCCGACGCGAUCCGGGACGAACACGCCUUCCUGCAGAAGAAGUAUCCGUCUCUCGCAAACAGAAACGGGACCAAAUACCUGGCCAGGACCCUUAACAGGCUACUGAUGCAUCACAUCCGGGACUGUCUGCCCGAGCUCAAGACACGGAUCAACGUCCUGGCGGCUCAGUACCAGUCCCUGCUCAGCAGCUACGGGGAACCCGUCGAGGACCAGAGCGCCACCUUGCUCCAGCUCAUCACCAAGUUCGCCACGGAGUACUGCAACACCAUCGAGGGCACGGCCAAAUACAUCGAGACGGCAGAGCUGUGCGGAGGAGCUCGAAUUUGUUACAUAUUCCACGAGACUUUUGGCAGAACAUUAGAGUCCGUGGAUCCUCUGGGAGGACUGAGCACUAUAGACAUCCUAACAGCCAUCAGGAACGCAACAGGGCCUCGUCCCUCCCUGUUCGUGCCCGAGGUUUCCUUCGAGCUCUUGGUGAAGAAGCAGGUGAAGCGCCUCGAGGAGCCCAGUUUGCGCUGCGUGGAGCUGGUCCACGAGGAGAUGCAGAGGAUCAUCCAGCACUGCAGCAACUACAGCACUCAGGAGCUGCAGAGGUUCCCGAAGCUGCACGAGGCCAUCGUAGAAGUAGUCACCUCGCUCUUGAGGAAGAGACUUCCCAUCACCAAUGACAUGGUACACAAUUUGGUUGCGAUCGAGCUGGCCUACAUCAACACUAAGCAUCCAGACUUUGCAGAUGCCUGCGGGGUCAUGAAUAACAACAUAGAGGAGCAAAGGAGAAACCGGAUGCGAGAGCUGCCCACUGCAGUGCCCAGGGAUAAGUCUGCUGGCAAAGGCCCGGCAGGCCCAACUGUGGUUUCUGGCGAGCCCCCUGCGUCUGGAGCAGACAUGGACGGUGCCAAGCCCCCAGCAGGCGGAGCCCAGGGCGAGCAGGACGGCACAGGGAACUGGAGGGGGAUGCUGAAAAAAGGCGAGGAAGCCCCGGGCUCUGGACCCGGAAGCCCCCUCAAAGGAGCCGUCAACCUCCUUGAUGUGCCUGUCCCCGUCGCCAGGAAGCUGUCGUCACGUGAGCAGCGGGACUGUGAGGUCAUCGAACGCCUCAUCAAGUCGUACUUCCUUAUUGUCCGCAAGAACAUUCAAGACAGUGUGCCAAAAGCAGUGAUGCACUUCCUGGUCAACCAUGUGAAGGACAGCCUCCAGAGUGAGCUCGUUGGCCAGCUGUAUAAAUCUGGCCUCCUCAACGACCUGCUGACCGAGUCGGAGGAUAUGGCCCAGCGACGUAAGGAGGCUGCCGACAUGCUCCAGGCAUUGCAGAGAGCCAGUCAGGUGAUUGCUGAGAUCAGGGAAACACAUCUGUGGUGAAAAAUGAAGCCGUUAUCUCCUCAUCACGCCCAAAGGAACGAUGCUCCAUCAUGUCUAAACUUGAAGUUUUUGGAUUUGGCACCAUGAAAAUGUUGUAGGUAUCACACUGGCUUAGAAAGCUACUUGAAAGAAAAUGUAUGUCCACUGAAGUUAUUUAAAAAUGCUUGUUGUUUAGAGUACAUGAAAAUGCACUGCUGUCUGCUAAUGUUCAAGGUAAGAUUUUUAGAAGCUGUAGUCAACACCCACAACUCCAGAAAGAAGCGAGUGUAGCCGAAGGCAAAGUACGUUUCAUUUUUGACAGACUGGUUAACCAGUGUUGAAAUGGACUUGAAAUGAAAGUUUUGAUGCUAUUUUUGGCAAAGCACUCUGAACAGUGUUUUGGCUUCGGGUUAUAAAGAAAUCAAGUAAUAUUCAGCCGCUCAUUUGGAAACUUUUCAUAGAGGAGUAGCUGGUACGUGUCAGAAACCAUGGAAACCUCCAUCACUUUAAUUUUUGCACUAUUGUUGCCACACUGUACUGUACAGCCAGUCCACCAUCCUGACACUGUAUUGCUGCCCAUCUUUAUUUAUUAACGUGUUAUUUAAAUAUGUGGAUAAUGUCAUGAGCAUUAUUGCAGUUAGUCUUCUAAUUACGUUUACAUAUCGCUGCCUAUCUGUGAAAUUUAACGUGCACUGUGCUUCUGUGUAUGGUUCCCAAGAGAAAGAAUAAAUAGAGGUAUUUUACUGCCA
Mugil cephalus (flathead mullet) is the source of this 2973-nucleotide messenger RNA. Its product is annotated as dynamin-1-like protein. The transcript has 19 exons. Gene Ontology annotation, cellular component: mitochondrion; membrane; cytoplasm. Gene Ontology annotation, molecular function: microtubule binding; GTP binding; GTPase activity. Gene Ontology annotation, biological process: mitochondrial fission; mitochondrial fragmentation involved in apoptotic process. Bases 119 to 2245 code for a protein of 708 amino acids. NCBI's taxonomy places the organism in Eukaryota, Metazoa, Chordata, Actinopteri, Mugiliformes, Mugilidae. The record is from RefSeq and is a predicted model, not a curated record.